This is a messenger RNA of Elephantulus edwardii (Cape elephant shrew), 735 nucleotides long. RefSeq names its product lymphotoxin beta (TNF superfamily, member 3) (gene LTB). The coding region runs from base 1 to 735 and encodes 244 amino acids. NCBI's taxonomy places the organism in Eukaryota, Metazoa, Chordata, Mammalia, Macroscelidea, Macroscelididae. Gene Ontology annotation, molecular function: tumor necrosis factor receptor binding; CD40 receptor binding. Gene Ontology annotation, cellular component: membrane. Gene Ontology annotation, biological process: immune response. The record is from RefSeq and is a predicted model, not a curated record. The transcript has 4 exons.
AUGGAGGCACUGGGGCUGGAGGGCCGGGGUGAGAGACCCCAGGGGAGGGGCUGCCUCUUGCUGGCUGUGGCUGGAGCCAUUGUAUUGGGGUCUGUGGUGCUAUCGGUGCCCAUCACUGUCCUGACUGUGCUGGCGUUGAUGCCCCAGGAGCGGGGAGCACUGGUAACAGAGAUUGCCGACCUGAGGAGACAGACCCAGCAACAACAACUGGAGGAAAAGGAAGAAGAAGAGGAAGAGGAAGCAGAUCUCAGCUCAAGGCUCCCUGCUGCCCACCUCAUAGGUUCUUGGAAGAUCGGACAAGGCCUAGGCUGGGAGACGAAGAAAGAAGAGGCGUUUCUGAGGAGCGGGACGCAGUUCUCCGGGGCCGAGGGCCUGGCGCUCCCCCAGGACGGCCUCUACUAUCUUUACUGCUCCAUCGGCUACCGGGGCCGCGCGCCCCCUGCUGGCCGAGCCCUGCUCGGCCACUCGGUCACCCUGCGCAGCUCGCUGUAUCGGGCAGGGGGCGCCUAUGGCCCGGGGCUCCCCCAGCUGCUGCUCGAGGGCGCCGAGACCGUGACCUCGGUUUUGGACUCAACCAGGAGGCAGGAGUACGGGCCCCUCUGGUUUACCAGCGUAGGGUUCGGCGGUCUGGUGCAGCUCCGGAGGGGCGAGAGGGUGUAUGUCAACAUCAGUCACCCCGAUAUGGUGGAUUACAGGAGAGGGAAGACCUUCUUUGGGGCUGUGAUGGUGGGGUGA